Messenger RNA from Solenopsis invicta (red fire ant), 1216 nucleotides. It is a transcript of the gene MrgBP, whose product is annotated as MRG/MORF4L-binding protein. The transcript has 4 exons. Gene Ontology annotation, cellular component: NuA4 histone acetyltransferase complex; nucleus. Gene Ontology annotation, biological process: regulation of transcription by RNA polymerase II. NCBI's taxonomy places the organism in Eukaryota, Metazoa, Arthropoda, Insecta, Hymenoptera, Formicidae. Bases 276 to 1016 code for a protein of 246 amino acids. The record is from RefSeq and is a predicted model, not a curated record.
CAGAGGGCGCCAUGAACGCUGAUCUGAAACGCAUAGAAGUUUGUUGGCUUUAGUAAAGCUAGUGAUCUAAAAUCUAAAAUGCUCUUGCAGCAUUAAAUUGUUAUGGUUAUUCCAUGAGAUGCGUUUUAACAGUAGAAAUAAUAAGUUGUUGAAGUGAUACACAUUAGUUCUUCAUCGAGUGUUUUACUCAAUUGGUUCAAUUAAGCUUGUUCAACCGCACAUGUUGUCUAACGACAGUCGAGAUUGGACGUGUAAUAUAAUCGGAUUUUAUUGAAAUGGCUGUCAAAGAAAGACAAAGCGAAAUCCCGUUUGAGAUAGACUGGAACGUAGAAAAUGAGAUCCAGCUUUUUUUCGCCAUGAAUGGACAUAAGCCAGUUGGUGUCAAUAAGUAUUUCCACAUGGUAUGUAUAUGGGAAAAGUUUCGAGCUGCCAUCCACAAAGAUGUUCCGCUAAAAGUAAUUUGGGAUCAUUUGGAGUCAAUGUAUGACCUGAUGGCUUUGGAUGACAUGGAAGAUUUACCUUUUCCUGGUCAAGAGGUAGACUUUUCCUUACCAGAAACAGAAUUUACAGGAAAGCCUCGCAAGAAGGAAGAUUUGGAGAUAAAACAAAAGGAUCAGAGGGAUAAGUACAAAGAGAUUAAGAAAGAAAAGGACAUCAAAGAGAGUUUGAAGAAAGAUAGCAUGUUGCGUGAUUUUAAAGGAACCAAAGAAAUAGAUAAGAAAAAAGAAGAGACGAAGAAAUACUCGAAGGAGGUAGAUAUGAAAAAGGAUAGAAAAGAAUUUAGAGAUGUGAAAGAGACAAGGAAAGAACAUAAAUCUUCGAAAGGUCGUUCAAAAGGGAAGGAAGAUUCAGAAGAGAGCGCAUCAAAUGGGAAGAAGGAGCGUAAGGAUUCCGAAUCUAAUCGCGAACUCAUGAAAAGGAUCCCAAAAAGGCCAACCAGACAAAGCGUGGACAGUUCCUCGAAAGCUUCUUCCAGUCCACGCGAUACGCCUCCGCCGAAACGGAGAAGAAUAUAACAGUUAUUGUAAAUAAGAGAGACACUAUUGCAUUCAUGUCUUACUAAAAAAAACCUCAGUCGCAUAAUUUAUCAUAUGAAAUUAUCUUAAUAUGACACUGUAUUCUUUUAACAAUGUGAAUAUAUACAUAAAUAUAGACUAAGUUGAUUUUAUAAAAAGUUUAUACUGUGUGAUGUAAAUAUAUCAUUGUAUCUUUUUAA